Molecule: messenger RNA, 230 nt
Organism: Melozone crissalis (California towhee)
Lineage: Eukaryota; Metazoa; Chordata; Aves; Passeriformes; Passerellidae
Gene: OST4
Product: oligosaccharyltransferase complex subunit 4, non-catalytic
Exons: 2
Coding region: 96-209 (37 amino acids)
Cellular component (GO): oligosaccharyltransferase complex
Source: RefSeq, a predicted model, not a curated record
GUGACGUCACCGCCGGGGCCGGGCGCCUCCCGCCGUGCCCCGCGGCCGGAAGUGGCGCGUGCAGGGAGACGUGUCGGAGCGGCGGGGCCGGAGCGAUGAUCACGGACGUGCAGCUCGCCAUCUUCGCCAACAUGCUGGGCGUCUCGCUGUUCCUGCUCGUCGUGCUGUACCACUACGUGGCCGUCAACAACCCCAAGAAGCAGGAGUGAGGAUCCCGGGGAGCCCGGAGG